Messenger RNA from Gossypium arboreum, 1691 nucleotides. Its product is annotated as putative ALA-interacting subunit 2. The record is from RefSeq and is a predicted model, not a curated record. The coding region runs from base 268 to 1224 and encodes 318 amino acids. NCBI's taxonomy places the organism in Eukaryota, Viridiplantae, Streptophyta, Magnoliopsida, Malvales, Malvaceae. Gene Ontology annotation, cellular component: plasma membrane; Golgi apparatus; endoplasmic reticulum. The transcript is spliced from 9 exons.
UAUUUUAUUUUGCUUGACUUUGGCAUUUUCCUUUUUCCCUUUCCCUUUUUUCCCUCUUAGAAAAUUGAAAAUUCAGAUUUAAAAGAUUCUAAUUUCUUGAACCAAAGCAAUCUUUUUCACUUUUUGAUUCAAUUAGCGAAUAAAAGAAAACCCUAACGGACCUUCCAUUUUCAAAGCUCUCACCAAAUCAGGAACUCAAAGAUUACAUUAAGGGAUUGCUGUAUUUGGUGGGAGUGGUAGAACAUCGAUUCCGGGUUUUCAGAACUGAUGGAUACGGAUAGAGAGAGACACAGCGCCAGAGAAACAGCUUUUUAUCUGUUUACUCAGCAAAGUCUUCCGGCUUGCAAACCUGUCUUAACACCAGGAUGGGUUAUAGCAAUAUUUUUGUUUAUGGGUGUCAUUUUCAUUCCUGUUGGCCUGGUCACUCUGCGUGCUUCUCAUUGUGUUGUUGAAAUUGUGGACCGAUAUGAUAUUGAUUGUGUACCUGAGUCAUCUAGAAUGGAUAAAGUUUCAUAUAUCCGAGAUGACUCAAUUCCCAAGAAUUGUUCUCGUUUCAUGAAGGUGCACAAGUACAUGAAAGCUCCAAUUUACAUUUACUAUCAACUCGAUAAUUAUUAUCAGAACCAUCGAAGGUAUGUCAAAAGCAGAAGCGAUAAGCAACUCUUGGAUGGCCAGAAGUAUCAUGACACAAGUUCUUGUCAACCUGUGGAGUCGAAUAACAAUAGGCCUAUUGUUCCUUGCGGAUUGAUAGCAUGGAGUUUAUUUAAUGAUACAUUUGAAUUUAUUCGUGAGGGAGCAGAACUCAAAGUGAACAGGAAAAACAUUGCGUGGAAGAGUGAUAGGGGCCACAAAUUCGGAAAGAAUGUAUAUCCUUUCAAUUUCCAAAAUGGAACCUUGAUUGGUGGUGGAAAACUGAAUCCGGAAAUUCCUCUAAGCGACCAGGAAGAUCUUAUUGUAUGGAUGCGUACAUCUGCUCUCCCUAGCUUCCGGAAAUUGUACGGGAGAAUCGAAGAAGAUUUGGAUGUUGAUGAUGUCGUAGUAGUCAAUCUUACAAACAACUACAACACUUAUAGUUUCGGUGGUAAAAAGAAGCUCGUCCUUUCAACGUCAAGCUGGUUAGGAGGAAAGAACGACUUUCUUGGCCAUGCUUGUGUCUUUGUCGGAUGUUCUUCUCUUACGCUUGCUAUCAUCUUCAUGUUGCUACAUGUAAAAUAUCGAAGGUAAAAAUUUCAAGAGGCCUUAUGGAGACACGAGUUAUUUACCUUGGAACAGGAAAAGCUUUUCAGGGUGAUUCAGACAAGAUCGACAUACAUUCGAGCUUUCUCAUUGGUGAGUGAUUUUUAUAUCAUAAUCCGGAAAAAAGCACAUUUAGCUAUUCCGUUUCGGAAUUACGAAAAAACGAGAAGAGAAAAAUCGAGUGGCAUCACUAGCUGGGUUAUAUAUACAUUGUUUAUAGUUGAACCAGAGAAAAUAUCAUCAGGCAAUCCCUUUGUAGGUAAUAUUAAUAUAAUUCAUGUUUUUCUUUUUUCUUUUUUGUCUCAUUUGUGUAAAUAUUAAUAUAAUUCAUGUUUUAAACUUAUUAUAUUAAUAUAUCGUGUCCUAUUUAUUACAUUAUUUUCAUGUUUUUGUGAUAUUUGUAUCAUAUCGUAUUCAAAACUUUUAUUCAAAUCGGAUUAGACCAGUUAGUUGAA